AUGGGUUCUGCUGCUUCAAAGCCCGCCAAAUCAGCGGCUGGCGCAGCCUCACGGCGCCAAUACCCCAAGCAGCCGGCUCCCCCGCCAAGAGGACCGCGCAAAGCUCCAAAAGAAACCAAAGCAGCGUCUGCACCUACGCCUACUUCCGCGCCCAAACCCAACGCUGGUCCCUCGCCUCCUCAAACACCUGCACCUUCCUCCCAGGGCCCAAAAUACCACUCAAAGGAGAAAGCAUCCGACGUGAAGUCUGAUGCCAUCGACAUGGACGGCCGAGACCCCCAUUUCGCCGCCUCCCUCCGGUCAAUAGGCCCCGUCGAUCCAUCACCUACAUACUCAAACUCAAGCACUUUCAAUCGAGGCUCAAUGCAAACUGUCUUCCCACAAGCUUCUAACCCGGCACUACUGGUCGUCACUGCUCGACAACGCCUCACAGAGGCCGCGGAUAAAGAAGCUGAGCACUUCGGUCAUGCGGGUCAUCCGGGGAGAUCGUUCCUGGAUGCCGUGACUAUCCAACAGGUGUUGACGAUGCGGGAUAAGCAGGGUAAGCGCCGUGGAGAUAUUGAACGGUUCCUCGGGUUGAAGAAGGGGGUCUUGGAUCGGUUAGGGAAGGAUGGGGUUGUCUCGCGUAUCACAUGA
Molecule: messenger RNA, 636 nt
Organism: Penicillium roqueforti
Lineage: Eukaryota; Fungi; Ascomycota; Eurotiomycetes; Eurotiales; Aspergillaceae
Exons: 2
Coding region: 1-636 (211 amino acids)
Source: RefSeq, a predicted model, not a curated record